Trichechus manatus latirostris (Florida manatee) is the source of this 825-nucleotide messenger RNA. Its product is annotated as serine protease 44. The transcript is spliced from 4 exons. The coding region runs from base 1 to 825 and encodes 274 amino acids. Lineage: Eukaryota; Metazoa; Chordata; Mammalia; Sirenia; Trichechidae. Gene Ontology annotation, molecular function: serine-type endopeptidase activity. The record is from RefSeq and is a predicted model, not a curated record. Gene Ontology annotation, biological process: proteolysis.
AUGAGGGUAGUUGGUGGACGACCCGCUACACAGAAGAAGUGGCCCUGGCAGGUGAGCCUGCAGAUUAAUAACGUACAUUUAUGCGGAGGCUCCCUCAUCAGCCAUCGUUGGGUGCUAACAGCUGCCCACUGCAUAUUUGGCCAUUUGGAAUACACGGCGAAGCUCGGAGACAUACACCUGCAUCAUAAAUCAAGAAUGGCCGUCAUUGUCCCAGUACAAGACAUCCUAAUCCACAAAGAUUUUAAUGCUGUUGGAAGAAUCGUGAAUGAUAUUGCCCUUGCUCUGCUCCAAUUCCCUGUGAAUUACUCCUCGCACAUCCAGCCUGUGUGCCUCCCUGAAAAGACUUUCCUGGUGCAAGCUGAUAGGGAGUGCUGGGUGACUGGAUGGGGCAAACUACAAGAAAGUGGUGAGACUUUCUCUGCAGAUCAAUCGGACAGGUCAUCUCUUAUACUUCAGGAGGCUGAGCUAAGCAUUAUUCGCUAUGAGAAAUGUAAUCAGAUUCUCCAGGAUAGGAUGGCAAGCUCUUCGGAAUUCGUCAGGGAAGGGGUUCUCUGUGGCUAUAACGACCGUGGGAAAGAUUCCUGUCAGGGAGAUUCUGGGGGACCCCUGGUCUGUGAAUUUAACCACACCUGGAUGCAAGUGGGGAUUGUGAGCUGGGGCUUCGGCUGUGGUCGAAAAGGAAUUCCUGGAGUUUAUACGGAAAUUAGUUACUAUAAAGACUGGAUCAUCAAUAAGCUGAAUCAAGCUUCCUCUCUGGACCCAGCAUGCUUCCUCGUCUUACUCCUGUUUCUGGUGCUGCCCUUGGGCAUCCUGGUGACCCUGUGA